Mus pahari (shrew mouse) is the source of this 4356-nucleotide messenger RNA. It is a transcript of the gene Kcnc1, whose product is annotated as potassium voltage-gated channel subfamily C member 1. Gene Ontology annotation, cellular component: voltage-gated potassium channel complex; dendrite membrane; axon. The record is from RefSeq and is a predicted model, not a curated record. Gene Ontology annotation, biological process: protein homooligomerization; potassium ion transmembrane transport. Lineage: Eukaryota; Metazoa; Chordata; Mammalia; Rodentia; Muridae. Gene Ontology annotation, molecular function: delayed rectifier potassium channel activity; protein binding. The coding region runs from base 1212 to 2969 and encodes 585 amino acids. The transcript is spliced from 4 exons.
GUGUGCCCGUGUCCGGAGAGCCGCGGGCUGGACGCGGACCGCGCGAACGAGCAAGCGAGCAGGCAGCGGAGCAGCAGCCCGGAGGCAGCAGCGGCGCCGCGGCGGCGGUGGCGGCAGUGGCCGCUCCGCGCCUCGCCUCCCUGGCCUCGCCAGCCUCGCUGCGCCGCGCCCGGACCUGCCACCCCCGCCUACCGGGCCCGACCUCGGCAGCGCCCCUCGCCUCGGCUGCCAGCCUCACCCGCCCUCCCAGAGCAGGGAGCGGAGUGCGGGGCGCAGAGACACCGGAGCCAGUGCCCGCCGGCCCCGCCAAGCAAACCCGGCCGGGAGAACCUUCGCUCGGCCCAGCGCAGCUCUGCAGCCGUCCGGGAGCUGUCCCUUCAGCACCGCCGCGGAAGCCUGAGUCCCAGCGCAGCCCAGCGGAACCCCUGACCCAGCCCGAGCGCACAAGGUGCUGCGCUCGGCGGCCGCCCCGCGGGGCAGCACCCUGGUGCCCCUAUCCAGGGGACCCGCCAUCUCCUCCGGGAGGCGGGGAGAAGGAACGAGGAGGGAGGUCAGGCAGCUUCACCCGCCACCGAGGGGAGUAGGCAGAUAGGCAAGGAGAGCCAAAGGGGACCGGUCACGCAGGGAGGAGAGCAAGCCGCAUCCGUCCCCACCGCACCGGGAGCGCGCUGCGGCGACCACCGCAGAGCCAAGCGCGGAUUUCUCGUAACCCCCUCUUUCCCAGCUGGGGCUGGUCUAUCGGUCCGGCCCCCGAAACGGAGCAGCUGACCUUCCCCUAAAAAAGCUUUGUGUCGGUUUCUCCAUUUUCCCGCUGAGAUGAUACCCGGAGCCCGGCCCCCCCAUCCUCUCUCCCCUCCUCCCGGGCCUCGCCGCUGAGCGCCGCCCCACUCCCUUCCUCCCUCCCUCUUUACCUCCCUCCUCUCUUCCACAGCCUCCUCCGCAGCCAGGCCAGCUCCCUCUCACACUAGGCGCCUUAAAGACCCUAGGGAGCCCGUGCACACACCCCUGGACCCGCACCUGCCUGACAGCUCCCACUGAGGGGGCUUGGCUCGUUGGUUGGGGUGGGUGGCCAGAGCCGCGGUCCUCUGUGCCCCCCGACGGCUGGGGGGAGGGGGGAAGAGGCCCUGCGCCCCCCUCCCCGUCGCCAUCUCCCCCUGGCGGCAGCUCCCAUGGGUGUCGCUGGGCCGCGCCAUGCCUAAGGGGGCGCCGCGAUGGGCCAAGGGGACGAGAGCGAGCGCAUCGUGAUCAACGUGGGCGGCACGCGCCACCAGACGUACCGCUCGACGCUGCGCACGCUGCCCGGCACGCGGCUUGCCUGGCUGGCAGAGCCGGACGCCCACAGCCACUUCGACUAUGACCCGCGUGCCGACGAGUUCUUCUUCGACCGUCACCCGGGCGUCUUCGCUCACAUCCUGAACUAUUACCGCACCGGCAAGCUGCACUGCCCGGCCGACGUGUGCGGGCCGCUCUACGAGGAGGAGCUGGCCUUCUGGGGCAUCGACGAGACGGACGUGGAGCCCUGCUGCUGGAUGACGUAUCGCCAGCACCGCGACGCUGAGGAGGCGCUGGACAGCUUUGGUGGCGCGCCCUUGGACAACAGUGCCGACGACGCGGACGCCGACGGCCCCGGCGACUCGGGCGACGGCGAGGACGAGCUGGAGAUGACCAAGAGAUUGGCGCUCAGUGACUCCCCAGAUGGCCGGCCCGGCGGCUUCUGGCGCCGCUGGCAACCGCGCAUCUGGGCGCUGUUCGAGGACCCCUACUCAUCCCGCUACGCGCGGUAUGUGGCCUUUGCCUCCCUCUUCUUCAUCCUGGUCUCCAUCACAACCUUCUGCCUGGAGACCCACGAGCGCUUCAACCCCAUCGUGAACAAGACCGAAAUCGAGAACGUUCGAAACGGCACCCAAGUGCGGUACUACCGGGAAGCGGAGACGGAGGCCUUCCUCACCUACAUCGAGGGCGUCUGCGUGGUCUGGUUCACCUUCGAGUUCCUCAUGCGUGUCGUCUUCUGCCCCAACAAGGUGGAGUUCAUCAAGAACUCCCUCAAUAUCAUUGACUUUGUGGCCAUCCUCCCCUUCUACCUGGAAGUGGGCCUGAGCGGCCUGUCCUCCAAAGCCGCCAAGGACGUGCUGGGCUUCCUGCGCGUCGUGCGCUUCGUGCGCAUCCUGCGCAUCUUCAAGCUGACCCGCCACUUCGUGGGCCUGCGGGUGCUGGGCCACACGCUCCGCGCCAGCACCAACGAGUUCCUGCUGCUCAUCAUCUUCCUGGCCCUGGGUGUGCUCAUAUUUGCCACCAUGAUCUACUACGCGGAGAGGAUAGGGGCACAACCCAAUGACCCCAGCGCCAGCGAACACACACACUUUAAAAAUAUCCCCAUCGGCUUCUGGUGGGCUGUGGUCACCAUGACGACACUGGGCUAUGGAGACAUGUAUCCUCAGACGUGGUCUGGGAUGCUGGUGGGAGCGUUGUGUGCUCUGGCUGGUGUGCUGACCAUUGCCAUGCCGGUGCCUGUCAUCGUGAACAAUUUUGGGAUGUACUACUCUUUAGCCAUGGCUAAGCAGAAACUACCAAAGAAAAAAAAGAAGCAUAUUCCGCGGCCACCGCAGCUGGGAUCUCCCAAUUAUUGUAAAUCUGUCGUAAACUCUCCACACCACAGUACUCAGAGUGACACAUGCCCGCUGGCCCAGGAAGAAAUUUUAGAAAUUAACAGAGCAGAUUCCAAACUGAAUGGGGAGGUGGCGAAGGCCGCGCUGGCGAACGAAGACUGCCCCCACAUAGACCAGGCCCUCACUCCCGAUGAGGGCCUGCCCUUUACCCGCUCGGGCACCCGCGAGAGAUACGGACCCUGCUUCCUCUUAUCAACCGGGGAGUACGCGUGCCCACCUGGUGGAGGAAUGAGAAAGGAUCUUUGCAAAGAAAGCCCUGUCAUUGCUAAGUAUAUGCCGACAGAGGCUGUGAGAGUGACUUGACCAGGCGGCUUGGCCGAGGACACUGGUGGCUAUUAAGCAUCUGGGUGGACCUGCAGCCCCUCCUCACCCUCGGACAGAGUAAAUUCACGCCAUGCAGGUUUGCCGGACGAGUCCGAGUGGCCCAGGCAUUGUACUAAGACGGACGUAGCUUUUUCUACGGCCCACGGUAACUGACCGUAGAGGAUUCGCCCUUCUUUCUUUUCAUCUUUUUUUUUUUCUUUUCUUAGAAGUUACCUUUUAUUUGGGGAGGGGGGGUCAAGGGGAGCCUUAGCAUGACUUGCAUGAAGUUAAACAGAAAAACCCAGCUAAACCAAACCCACCAGCCCCUACCGUGACUGUAUGAUCACCCUAACCACCAACAAUGGAGAGAAAAGCAAGCGUCCCUUAUUUUCUUUCAGCACUCUUCGACACUUGGUGUCUGGAGUCAAACUGUAAAGGCGCUCGGUAGAAACCUGUACAUUUCCGGGAGUGGGGGCGGGGGAGGGGGGAGGUCAGGGAACAAGGAUGGGGCCGGAGAGCGGAUUGCAUUUUGUAUACAAGACCUAGAGGAAAGGUUCCAAAACGGCAGUCAGUCAUCGGUCACAUUGACCUCACCUUCAUAGCCCACCUCUCACUCGGAAAAACCAAGAACUCUGCUCCGAAUAGGAUUGUGGAAAUUCACACUGCCACCCCUCUUCCACCUCUGUCUGGCAUGCUUGUGACCCAACGGGCCUCUCCCCAAGACCCCGACAGCGGCUAGUUUAGGUUGAGUCUCUCUCAUCUUGGUGUGUAGCUCCAGUGUGACCAAGUUUCAUAACAAAUUGUUCAUAGUUACACCAUAUGGAUUUUCCCAGUGUCAGUCUAAAGCCAGGAUGUAGAGCACCUCCAGUUCAGGACCACCAGAGGGGUGCCCCCCUCCACCUUUAUCAAGGCAAGAACUGGCACUGUAUGCAAUUUAGUACUUCAGAGUAAAAAAUAAAAUAAAAUAAAAUAAAGACAAACCUGCAUGCCCAAUGUUAUGCAAAGAGAUUCGAGCAUGAAAUAAAUUUUGUGACAUGGUUUCUGUCCAGUCGAAAGCAGAUUUGUUUUUCUGAAGCGAUUGGAAGUUUGCAGAGACAACGCUUCUGCAUCUCAAAUAAAUAUAGUAUUUUCCCAACAGAAACAGGGGACAGUAGCUUGGCUUUGGUCUGAUUCUAAAAUUAGUGUGUGUGUGUGUGUGUGUGUGUGUGUGUGUCUGUGUGUGUGUGUGUGUGUGGAAAGAUGAUAUUUUUGAAAAACACAUGCUUGAGUUGAAAAAAAAAAAAAAAAAAGCAACAUCUCGAGCUCUCAGUGCGACAUUUCCUGGAAAGACAGCAACCUCCCCUUCCCAGGCCCUGGCCCUGGAAAUAAAGAGCUGACUUUUGAUCUG